Molecule: messenger RNA, 2556 nt
Organism: Penicillium salamii
Lineage: Eukaryota; Fungi; Ascomycota; Eurotiomycetes; Eurotiales; Aspergillaceae
Source: the annotation of a GenBank genome assembly
AUGGCAAUCUUGCCGAAUAUAUCAAGGCCGAACACGUCAAAGCCGGACAUUCAGGAAGGUGUUCCUAUGGAAUACUGUCGAGGAUACUCUGCCGAUGUGGAUGUCAUUCGAAGGGAGGAGUAUCCUCUGCUCAAUGGAACUACCUAUCUUGAUCAUGCUGGAACAACACCCUAUGCCAAGUCUACCAUUGAAGGCUUCUCGCAUGAUCUAGUGUCUAACUUGUUUGGGAAUCCUCAUUCGAUGUCUCUAUCUUCGCAGUUAUCUACCCAGCGGACAGAUGAUGUUCGAGUUCGCAUGCUGCGAUUCUUCAACGCGGACCCAAAUGAGUUUGACCUUGUAUUUGUGGCUAAUGCAACCGCGGGAAUCAAGCUAGUUGCAGAAUCAAUGCGAGAUUCAGAUCACCGAGGAUUUUGGUAUGGUUAUCACUCCGAUUCCCAUACCAGCAUUGUCGGUGUGCGAGAGCUGGCUGGAAUGGGAUACUCAUGUUUCCAAGGUGACGAGGAGAUGGAACUUGGGAUCUCAGAGCUGGCCAACAAUCAGUCCAAAGCACCUCGACUGAUCGCGUACCCAGCCCAAUCAAAUAUGAAUGGCCGCCGCCUACCUAGGCGCUGGUGCGAGCAAGUUCGCGAUGUGUCAAACAAAAGCGGUGGAAAUGUUUACACUUUGUUGGAUGCUGCCUCACUUGUAUCAACUGCCCCUCUUGACCUAGGACCAUCCUCAUCUGCACCAGACUUCACUGUUCUCAGCUUCUACAAAAUAUUCGGAUUUCCCGAUCUAGGGGCUUUGAUAGUUCGGAAAAGUGCGGCGCGAAUUCUUGAAGGACGCAAGUUCUUCGGCGGAGGCACCGUUGACAUGGUCGUCGCAGCCGGAGCCCAAUGGCAUGCGAAGAAAGAGACCUCUAUCCAUGAACGUUUGGAAGAUGGUACCCUGCCAUUUCAUAGUAUCAUUGCCCUGGAUGCGGCCUUGGACACGCACCAACGAUUGUACGGUUCCAUGUCAAACAUCUCGGCUCAUACGGGCUUCCUUACCAAGGAAGUCUACGACAGACUUUCUGCGUUGGCACACUUCAAUGAAACAAAAGUCUGUCAAAUCUAUCAAUCAAACUCCUCGUCAUAUGCAAACUUGCAGACCCAAGGCCCCAUAAUCGCGUUCAAUCUUUGCAACAGUCGUGGUGAAUGGAUUCCAAAGACAGAGGUCGAGAAGCUGGCUACUGUUCAGAAUCUCCAGAUCCGUACUGGGUCAGUGUGCAAUCCAGGCGGAACUUCUUCCUACCUUGGCUGGACUGGGCCUGAACUUCGAAAUCAUUAUUCGACUGGAUUGCGUUGUGGUGACAGCCAUGAUGUUUUAGGCGGGCGGCCGACUGGCAUUUUGCGUGUUAGUUUGGGUGCAAUGACCAACAUGGGAGAUAUCGACUCUCUGUUUAGCUUCAUUGAGGAGUUUUAUGUGGAAAAGAUUCCACCCAUCGUUUGUUUAGAGCCGAUAGCGGCAAACAGUGAGGUUGUUGCACCGCAUUUCUAUGUUGAAAGCCUAGCAGUCUUCCCAAUCAAGAGCUGUGGUGCUUUCAAAAUCCCCAAGGGCAAGCGUUGGGAGGUUAAGAGCGAAGGACUGGCCUGGGACCGAGAAUGGUGCUUGAUACACCAAGGAACAAGCGCAGCACUCAACCAGAAGCGAUAUCCACGCAUGUGCUUGAUAAGACCUUCAAUAGACAUUGACAAAGGCGUUCUCCGAAUUACCUGCGGCGCUAUAGCAGCGCCAGAUCAAGUCAGUCUUGAGAUUUCACUCGGUUGGGAGGAUACAAGCCUUGUGUCCACUUCAUUCUGUCCAAGUUCAACCAAGAAGCCAACGACAGUGUGUGGAGAGCCAGUGUCUCUGCACGCAUACACAUCACCGGUGGUUUCGGCAUUCUUUUCGGAUUUCCUGGGUGUCCCCUGUACGCUCGCAAGGUUCCCUACCCAAACCGCAAUUCGAUACUCCCGCCAACCACGCAUGAACAAUACAUGGAAAAGCAGAUUCCGCAAUUUCCUCAUGCCUGGCUCUUUUCCCUCAGAUUUCUCAUCUCCAGUGCGCGAUCUUGAUCAAGUCAAAAUCUCUCUUUCCAAUGAUUCACCUAUUCUCGUUGUAUCACGGUCAUCUGUCAACCGCCUCAACGAGACCAUCAAGGCAAAUAGUAAGGUUGGGAAUAGCAAGACUGUUGCAGCAGAUGUCUUUCGCGGGAAUAUUGUUGUGGCUGAACGGCUUGCGCAUCGCGGUGAUGUGGAACAGCCCUAUGCCGAGGAUAAUUGGUCAUCGCUCCGGAUUGGGCCAAGUCAACUACGUUUUGAUGCUCUAGAUGCAUGUCAGAGAUGUCAAAUGGUCUGCAUCGACCAAUUCACUGGGGUUCGGCGCGAUGAGCCAUUCUCAACCCUUGCUAAGACUAGGAACCUUGGUGGGAAGGUCUCCUUUGGCCGAUAUGCAACUCUUGCAUCUGAUGAAAGUGAUGGAUACGAUACUGAGAAACCCGGACGCCGAACAGUCAUGGUUGGAGACGUGGUUGUACCAUUCUCUCCUCAAUACUAA